Messenger RNA from Saccostrea cuccullata (small rock oyster), 1707 nucleotides. Its product is annotated as probable tubulin polyglutamylase ttll-15. Bases 1 to 1683 code for a protein of 560 amino acids. NCBI's taxonomy places the organism in Eukaryota, Metazoa, Mollusca, Bivalvia, Ostreida, Ostreidae. The record is from RefSeq and is a predicted model, not a curated record. Gene Ontology annotation, biological process: protein modification process. The transcript has 15 exons.
AUGGGAUAUGUUGUAUUUUAUACAUUUCAGCUAGAGUCUGGAUACCUGAAUCACGUGAUUGAAGUUUUUGAGAGGAUAGGAUAUCUAGAGUCUGGAUACAUGAAUCACGUGAUAUCUGUGUUUGAGAGGUUAAGAUAUGUUGUAUUUUAUAUAUUUCAGCAGGAGUCUGGAUACCUGAAUCACGUGAUAUCUGUGUUUGAUAGGAUAGGAUAUGUUGAGGAGUCUGGAUACCUGAAUCACGUGAUAUCCGUGUUUGAGAGGAUAGGAUAUGUUGUAUUUUAUAUAUUUCAGCAGGAAUCUGGAUACCUGAAUCACGUGAUAUCCGUGUUUGAGAGGAGAGGAUAUGAUGUAUUUAAUAUAUUUCAGCUAGAGUCUGGAUACCUGAAUCACGUGAUAUCCGUGUUUGAGAGGAUAGGAUAUGCUGUUGGUGAUAACAAGUCUGAUUGGGAUGUACUCUGGUCACAUGAGUAUCCGUUUGUACAGUUGGCCAAAAAAAUCUCGAAUCUUAAGCCUCAUCAGAAGGUAAACCAUUUCCCUGGGUCAGGUUUCAUCACCAGUAAGGUCCAUCUAGCAGUCUCCAUAAAUCCCUAUAUACCCAGGGCCUUCAGGAUCCCCAAGGAAAAGGACAAAUUUCUUCAAUAUGCAGAGGAGCAUCCAGACACGCUGUGGGUCAAGAAAAGGAACAACCACAGAGGAAUCAAGAUAACAAAUGUACAGGAACUAGACUUGUCAGAGGAAGGUUCCUUUGUUCAGGUGUUUGUGGACCGACCAUUUCUUAUUGAUGGCAGGAAGUUUGACAUUGGAGUUUACACCAUAUUGACAUCUAUAAAUCCACUGAGGGUGUAUACUAUAGAAACUGAGGCUUCUAUCAGGUUCUGUUCUCAAGAUUAUUAUCCUUUUGAUGCCCGUAACACCAGCAAGUAUGUCGUGCGAGAUGAUUUCACUCCAGUUUGGAAGAUGCCAUCCCUGAAAAAGCUGAAUAGAGAAUUAAAUUUCAACUUUAAGGAAUCAUUGAAUGCCUAUUUGGAAAGGAAAGGUCACAACGUGAGGAAGUUGUGGCGUGAUAUUUCGGCUGCUAUCAGGACUGUCUACUUACAGAAGGAGGCGGCCAUCAUUUCCGCUUCAAAUAUGUUCUCUUCUUCAAGGAAUUUCUUUGAACUGGUUCGAUUUGACUUUGCCGUAGAUGAGGAUUUAAAUGUUCACCUGAUGGAGGUGAACAUGUCUCCUAACCUGUCCUCAGAUCACAUCCCACGAAAUGCCGAGAUGUACGACAAAGUUAUGUUCAACUUACUGAGCGUGGUAUUAGUCACUCGGCCAGUCAAAAAUGACUUCUAUAAAAGUUCAGAGGAUGAAGCCAAUAUGAGAGUAUCUGACAAGGACAUUUCUGUAUUCCCUGAGUGGUGUCUCAGUAAAUCAUGUCUACAUAGCUGUCGAGAUGAGAAGUGUAAGUUGUGUAGCCAAUGUGUCUCUUUGACAAUGAAGAAAACACUUAAGUUGGCUUAUCUAGAACAUAUAAACAAAGGAAACUGUGGGCGUGUCUUCCCGCCAAAAAUGACCGAAGACUUUGCUCUAGAAUGGUCCCCCUCAACCAAAGACCGAGAAUUUCAGAGUCUGAAUAAGAGGAAUAAGUUGAUGUACAUGUGGUUUGUUGGCAAAUGUAGACAGAGUGCCGCCUGGUGUUAAAACGAAAACAGUCCAUCAUCCUUA